AAAGGUUUCACCUUCGCUUCUCUUUUUAGAUGAGGUGACCUGCGACGCCAGCGGCGACUUUCAGUGUGACAACCAUCGGUGCAUCCCGCUCAGGUGGCGCUGUGACGGCGACGACGACUGUGGGGACAAUUCUGACGAACGCAGCUGCACGCCACGCGCGUGCACCGAGAGCGAGUUUCGCUGCGAUAAUCUGCACUGCAUUCCCGACCGUUGGGUCUGUGACCAUGACAACGACUGUGAAGACAACUCGGAUGAAAGGGACUGUGAGCUACGGACGUGCCACCCUGGCUACUUCCAAUGUGGAAGCGGACAUUGCAUCGCCGACCGCUUCAAAUGUGACGGCAACGCCGACUGCGCGGACUACACGGAUGAGUCGUCGUGUCCACCACGCUUCCCAAACGGCACCCACUGCCCCCACUUCCUGUUUGAGUGCAAGAACCACGUCUGCGUGCAGCCUCACUGGAAGUGCGAUGGAGACGACGACUGUGGGGACAAUUCCGACGAGGAGCUUCACCUCUGCUUGACAGUCAAGUGUGAGACGCAGUUCCGUUUCCGCUGCGAUAACAACCGGUGCAUCUACAGCCACGAGCUGUGCAACUCGGUGGACGACUGCGGCGACGGCUCGGAUGAGAGACAAGAAAACUGCCAAAGCCCCACACACGGACCCUGCGCUGACGAGGAGUACAAAUGCAGUAAUCGACAGUGCGUUCCUCUUCAGUACGCCUGCGAUGAUUAUGACGACUGCGGGGACCAAUCGGAUGAACUCGGCUGCCACCAUGAGAGCACGCACUCUUGCAGUGCCCACAUAUGUGAACACAACUGUACUGACCUGACCGACGGAGGCUUCUUGUGCUCCUGCAUGCCAGGCUACCGGGCCAAAAGUGGCGAACGACACACCUGUGAAGAUAUCAACGAGUGUGAGGUGUACGGCAUUUGUCCGCAAGAGUGCAAGAACACAAAGGGAAGCUACGAGUGUUUCUGCGCUGAGGGCUUUGUCUCCUUUAGCGAGCCGCGUGGGACCCAUUGUGCCGCCCAAGGAAACCCACCAGUACUUCUCCUGCCGGAUAACGUCCGUAUCCGCCGUUUCAAUCUUUCAUCGGAGCAGUAUUCAGACUAUGUGGACAAUGCCGAGCAUAUCCAAGCUCUGGACUACUUGUGGGAUCCAGACAAACAAGGCCUUAGUGUUGUGUACUGGACAGUUGUGGGUCGAGGGUCAGAGUUUGGCUCCAUCAAACGGGCCUAUAUGACCACCUUCAAUGAUCACGGCAGCAACCCGGUCAGAGACAUGGACCUCAACCUGAAAUAUGUGGCCAAUCCCGACGGCAUCGCUGUAGAUUGGGUUGGCGGGCAUAUCUACUGGACUGACGCUGGCACCAAUCGCAUUGAAGUGGCCAAACUGGAUGGGCGUUACAGGAAGUGGUUGGUCCACACUGACCUCGACCAGCCCGCUGCUAUCGUCGUCAAUCCCGCACUUGGAACAAUGUAUUGGACAGACUGGGGUAGGAAACCCAAAAUCGAGUCCGCAUGGAUGGAUGGCCAAAGCAGGCAGGUGCUGGUCAGUGAAGAAGACUUAGGCUGGCCUACUGGUCUGGCUCUCGACUAUCUGAAUGCGCACAGGAUUUACUGGUGUGACUCCAAAGAAAACGUCAUUGGGUCCAUGAAGCCUGAUGGCACAGACAGGAAGAUCAUCAUAUCAGGAGAUAUUGGGAAUCCAUACAGUCUGGACCUGUUUGAGGGCCACGUGUACUGGACAACAAAGGAGAAAGGGGAAGUGUGGAGGACUAAUAAGUUUGGGAAAGGAAACAAAGUCAAAGUGUUAACUAUCAACCCCUGGCUGACUCAGGUUCGCAUUUACCAGGAGCACCGACACAACCACUCAGUGCCCAACCCUUGCAAGAAUGUUUGCAGUCACCUGUGUCUACUCCGGCCAGGUGGUUACACUUGUGCCUGCCCUCAAGGUUCCUCUGCGCUGGAUUUCGACUCGGGCGAAUGCGAUGCAGCCAUUGAGGCACCGGUCGCGAUGCCUCUUGCAUGCAGAUGCAUGAAUGGUGGGACCUGCUACACUGACGAAGGAGGUCUGCCCAAGUGCAAAUGUCCUCACGGUUAUUUGGGCAGCUACUGCGAAAUGGGCAAGUCUCGAAGCGCUCCCACAGGAACAGCUGUGGCAGUUCUACUCGCAGUCAUCAUCAUCAUCAUUACUGGAGCUUUGGCAGUCGGGGUCUUCCUCAACUACAAACGAACUGGAUCCUUCAUCCCUUCUAUGCCAAAGCUGCCUAGCCUUAGCAGUCUGGUGAAAUCUAGCGACACGGGGAAUGGAGUGAUGUUCCACUCGGGUGAUAACGUGGACCUCGGACCAACGCGCAUUGGAGUGUCCUUCAUCGAUACCGCCAUGCAGAUGGAUGAUCAUUUUGCCAUGGAAGUGGCGAGGCAUCCUGUCACCUUUGAGAAUCCGUUAUAUGCUAACACAGCCGCCAUGGCCGCUGACCCAGCAGUCAUCCAUGCCUCGCAGGUUACCGUAAACUUGAGUGGCGAGAAAUUACAGAACAACUUUGUGAACCCGGUGUAUCACACAGAGCUGAGCGGGGGCCUUGUAAACACGUCGACCAAACCUGUUGAAGAGUCAACGUGGAGCUUAUUCAAGCGCAAACUCAAGCCCAGCAGCCCAUUUGAAAACCAGUCCUACUCCAAGAUGAGGGACGACAAGUCCGAAGGAAGCAGAGGCGGCGACCCCUCGACACCGGAGCCCUUUGCCCCACCGCCCAAACCUCAAAGGAGGGAUCAUCAUCAUCAUCACCACCACCAUCAUCAUCAUCAUCCAAGCACCUUUUCACCAACCGAGGACAGUUUCAAAGACACGGCCACUCUCGUUAAAGAGGACAGUGACGUAUAACCCCGCCCUCACCGACGGGGAAUCACACUUUGCACAGAAUUUAUUUUUUUAUGCAGCCUGUGGGGAAUAAAAAAAAAAAUGAAUUGUUAUAUUCAUAAGAUAUAUAUAAUGUAGUGGUGCCUUGAGAUACGAGUGACCCAAAUGAGCUGUUGUUCAGCAGAAGGAAAUUCCUGUACUUCAAAAAAAGAGGCUUCAAGCCGUUAAAGGCCACUCCCACUUGAAGUUUACUGUCAAACUGAACACAAAACUAAAAUAAUUAUACACCCGUGUAUGAACAACAACCACAUAACCUUUUGCUAUCUUCAUGCUAACACAAAAUACAAAAUGCCAUUGCUGUAGUUGAUAGCAAUGACUAUUAGAACACAAACAGUGCAUCAACACAUGUAGAGUGACAAUAUAACCAUACUCACAGGCAUAUUUAUGUUAUCCUCUGCA
Messenger RNA from Hippocampus comes (tiger tail seahorse), 3325 nucleotides. RefSeq names its product low-density lipoprotein receptor-related protein 2-like. Gene Ontology annotation, biological process: receptor-mediated endocytosis. The annotation marks the transcript as partial. Gene Ontology annotation, cellular component: signaling receptor complex; plasma membrane; apical plasma membrane. NCBI's taxonomy places the organism in Eukaryota, Metazoa, Chordata, Actinopteri, Syngnathiformes, Syngnathidae. The record is from RefSeq and is a predicted model, not a curated record. Gene Ontology annotation, molecular function: hormone binding; protein binding; calcium ion binding. The transcript has 23 exons.